GAAUGGAGGAUUUUUCAAAAAGAUUGUUUUCUUCAAAACCGAGAGCUGCGUUCACUCUGACGUCAAUGUUCCCAGGUUCUGAUUGAUUUUUCUGGGGGCUUGUUUACUUCUGUCAAAAUUGCCGUUCGCUAUAUAAAGGGCCGACCGAGUCAGAGUUUGGAUCCGCUCUGUGGUAGCCGGGCUGUCUGUUUCAGCACCAUGGAGAGUACUCGCCUUUGCCUCCUUACCCUGCUGAGCGCCGCUCUGCUCGUCAACUCCAAUUGCCAGGAAUCCGAGCUGCAAGCUAGGUCGGUAGACCGUUACUCAAUCAAAGAGGACUCCUCUCAAGAAAAGGAGCUGAUUGAAGCUUUGCAGGAAGUGCUGGAGAAACUGAAAAGCAAGAGGAUGCCUACCUACGAAAAAAAGUUUGGAAUGGUCCCAAUGUGUGAUGCUGGGGAACAAUGUGCUGUAAGGAAAGGAGCCAGAAUUGGAAGACUCUGUGACUGUCCCAGAGGAACCUUCUGCAAUUCCUUCCUCUUGAAAUGUUUGUAACAAUGUCCAAAUCUGGGCACUCAUAAUAAAAUAUUGUUUUAAACGCAUUUAAAAAACUUGAAAAGUCAAUUUGGCCAAUCAAACAUAUUCUAUUUACAAAAAAAAGGAUGGUGAAAAUGCAUGGACUUGCAAUUCUACAGUCUUGUAGAUCUGUGUGGGAGGUAGUAACGUAUGUUUCCGGCAUUGCUGUGACGCUGUUGUGGACAGUUGCGUCUUUUUUCUUAUGGUGAAAAGUUGUUUCUGCCUGUACCAGUUAAUGAGUU
This is a messenger RNA of Hemiscyllium ocellatum (epaulette shark), 794 nucleotides long. RefSeq names its product cocaine- and amphetamine-regulated transcript protein. Gene Ontology annotation, biological process: positive regulation of MAPK cascade; adult feeding behavior; cellular response to starvation. Bases 199 to 531 code for a protein of 110 amino acids. The transcript is spliced from 3 exons. Gene Ontology annotation, molecular function: neuropeptide hormone activity. The record is from RefSeq and is a predicted model, not a curated record. Lineage: Eukaryota; Metazoa; Chordata; Chondrichthyes; Orectolobiformes; Hemiscylliidae.